This is a messenger RNA of Tricharina praecox, 435 nucleotides long. RefSeq lists its product as uncharacterized. The coding region runs from base 1 to 435 and encodes 144 amino acids. The transcript has a single exon. NCBI's taxonomy places the organism in Eukaryota, Fungi, Ascomycota, Pezizomycetes, Pezizales, Pyronemataceae. The record is from RefSeq and is a predicted model, not a curated record.
AUGGCUCAAGUCAUGGCUCGAAUCGGGCACGCGAGCGUUCCUCGAGUUGAGCAAGCGAGGGCUCCUCCAGUCGAUCAAGAUAAUGCGCGAAGCGCGCAGGCGGAGGUAUCUGCGGGCGGUCCAGCUGAUCGAGCUACUGUAUCAACCGCGCAGGCGAAGACUUCACCAACCUACCGCGCCCUGGCGUCAACCGAGGCGAGACGGCAGAGUCUUGCGCUGGAGAAGGAGAGAUUUGAAUGGGAAAAGGCGCGUGUAGCGGAGGAGCUGGCGUACCGCAUACAAAUGGAGGAGCACAGACACCAAGAGGCUUUGCGUGUCGAGGAAAACAGGGCACGGGAUAGCUUGGCCAGGCUGCGGUUGCAGAUGGCCGAGGCGGAGAAUGAUAGGAGGAAGAUCCAUGUCAAGAAAGCGCUUAUGACUUAUCUGUCUCGUUAA